This is a messenger RNA of Mucor mucedo, 2918 nucleotides long. RefSeq lists its product as uncharacterized. The transcript is spliced from 9 exons. NCBI's taxonomy places the organism in Eukaryota, Fungi, Mucoromycota, Mucoromycetes, Mucorales, Mucoraceae. The record is from RefSeq and is a predicted model, not a curated record. The coding region runs from base 38 to 2863 and encodes 941 amino acids. Gene Ontology annotation, biological process: cytoskeleton organization. Gene Ontology annotation, cellular component: cytosol.
GGUCAACUCUCUCUCUUUAGUUUUUUUACUUUAAACAAUGAGCGAAGAACGACCAUCAGUGGAACCAGAGCAAAUCAAGCAAUUGCUACAAGCAAAGAAUAACAAACCACAACAUCAUACCAAGUAUGACUAUUAUAAGUCAGAAACCUUAGAAUCCGAGAUCAACGAAUUCGUAUCCUACUCUGAGGUCAGAAUAGAUCUUAAACAGUAUGAAGAAGAGUAUAACGAAACUUUUCCUUCUUGGAAGGAAAGUACUUUACAAGAAAAAAAGAGCAUAAUACAACAAGCAACAGACUACCUCGACCUUUUAGAAGAAGAUAAGCGCAUUUUUGCUGCGAAAUCUCUCGUGUAUAUCUCUUUAGGAAGCUACGGUGAAUUCAUGGGCGAACAACGGAAAUCAAAUCAUAUUACAAGUAUGGAAGAAAACAACCGACUAUUAUAUGAUGCUGAUAUUAUAAGUACAUUAAAAAAGACCUUGGACUAUGGAUGCAAUCAGCUAGAGAAACUAUCCAUUACGUGUCAAACAGAUCUAGUGGAAGCGUAUUGCAAAGAGAUUGAUAUUUACCUCACCAUCUUGUUUAUGAUAUUCGAGUUCAACAAAGACAGAUCAUUAGAAGAAUACCAAUUACCCGAGUUUCUUUUCGAUUUAGUCGUCAGAUUAAAAGAGCACUUUACAAAGACAUUUCCCUUAAAAAAGUUAAUGUCAACCCUUUUCAAGAUACUAUCAAUUACUCUGGGUGAAUUAAAUGGCUCUUAUGCAGAUAUAAAAUCCGAUAUUCGAACUGUUUGCGAUUUACCUAUUAUCACUGAUAAGGCAUCUACCGUCAAAUGUACUCCUGAAGAUCUAUACACAUUUUAUCACCAAUCUUGUGAGCGAUACCCUUCUUUUACACCCACCACACCACCAAAGAAAAUUGCCAAUCCUUUGACCGUUACUGCGUCGACCCAGUUAUCCAAAGCUAUGGGAAUUUACAAGGCCUCCAAACACAUUGAUUUGCCUUACCAGACUUUAUUUCCCUCUAAAAACCAACCUGCGCCACAUACCGUGAUGAACAAAACAAGACCAGUGGAAGUGACCAAUGUCUUGCCGUUCACAGCAGGUAGUAAUGAAAUGUCACCUAAAAGUCUUGUGGAGGCAAGCUCUGUAUGGAUGGAACAUUUGUAUAUUUCCGUAGCUAACUAUCAAAUUAUUCACGAACGAGAGAAUGCCAUUCAUCGAUGGCAAAAAUGGUCAAAAAAGGACGCUGAGUUUACGGAUGAGUGGAAGGCUUUGAUAUACGAUCAACUUGAAGGUGACAAACGUCAAAAGAUGAAUCGAAUCGAACAAUUGUAUACCUCUAUCGUACCCAACUUUCAAAGUAUUGUUGUGGUUCUGCUCAAACUCUUGCUAUCCACAGUUUCGAUCGGCAAGGAUAAAGAAGCGGAAAUUCUGGAAGAUAUCAAUAUUACCCGUAACAGAGAAACCAUCUCGAAAGCUGUUUCGGGUAUCUUGCUAUUGCUCUUGAAAUGGUUCAAGACGUCUCAUGUGUUAAAGUUUGAAUAUUUAUCGCAAAUACUGAUCGAUUCGGGCUGUAUGUUGCUGAUUUUAAAACUACUUGGACUGCAAGAAGUCGCCUUAUUAGCGUCAAAAAGAACUGAUGACGAUAGUCAAAGUUUCUUUGGAUAUGUUCAACGCGUCAACAAUGAUAUCACAAACAUAUUCGAGGAUGUGGAAGAUGAAGAAGAAGAAGAAACUUAUACAAACGAACGAAAUUUGUGCUGGUCCAUCAAUUUACUGAGAAUACUUCAAAUGCUGACAAAAAAAAAGACACAUCGUGUAUUGUUACUAGUACAAUAUAAAUCAUCAGCCAUCCUGAAGCGAUUAUUGAAGGUGGGCCAUCCUGUUAUGGACCUGUAUGUACUGAAGAAUCUUAAGAAUCAGAUUCCAUACAUGGGAAGAAAGUGGCGAUCAUCUAAUAUGAAGACAAUCUCCGCUAUUUAUGCUCGUUGCUUGACGAGCCUAAAUGAUGAUUGGCUCUCAAGUCCAGAAGGCAACAGUGAUAUGGAGGAGGGUGCGAUGAAGGAAGUCAACCUUCGUCUAAUUUCGAGAUUGUAUAACGGGCAGCGAUACUUGCCUGAUAUAUUACCCAAGAUGGAUGAGGUGUAUGGACCGGAUAGCACCUUGUUUUACCCGAACAAGAACACAACAAACAACAAUUAUGAACAACAACAACAGCAACAGCAACAACAAAAGCGACAUCUGCCCGAAUAUAAUUUAAAUGCGGUCAUAGUGGAUGAUGUAGAUUUGGAUCCAAACUUUAAAGAGGAUUAUCGAAACUGGUUGGAAAACACAAUUUACUCUACUACAGACGAUGAAGAUGAUGAUGAAUCAGAAAGUAAUCCUGAGCAUACGUGGAGCAUUGGUACUCCACUUCCUGAUAUAAUACCCACACCCAUAACAGCUGAUGAUUUGGCACGAGAAAUUAACAAAUUGUAUAUGGAGGAAUUACAGCGUGAAUUUAUCGAGAAACAGCAAAAGUUGGAGGUCAAAGAGGAUGAAACGGAUGGCUGGGAUAAACCUACUAUCGUUAAAAAUCCAUGGGGAGACAUUGAUUUUGAGAAUACGGGAGAGACUAAAACUAAAGAGGUACCGUUUGACGAUGAUGAUGAUGAUCCGGAUGAGAUUGAACCCGAAGUCGAUCCUUUACAAGGCAUUAAUUGGGGUAGUCUAACCGAAGAAGAACUCACACAGAGACUAAAUCUUGUUCAGGAAAAGACCGUACAAAGAUGGCUUAACGUCGAUAUGGAUGACCCUCGCUAUCUAAAAGUACUCAAUACGUUUGAAGGUGAAGUAUUAGAAGAUGAUGACGGUUGGCCAAUCUAACCACUAUCACAUGCCAAAUAAACCUUCUUUUUUUAUCUCCGCCUCGCAUAAAAAC